AUGUCAGGCAAGAGAAGUUAUCAGGACGACCAAUUGGACGUCGAAGAAGCUAACAAGAGACACCAAAUGGUGGACACAUUGUUGCGUGGAUCCGAGGAUAAGGACGGUGACAACGACAAUUCGGUGUAUGAUGAUUUGUUACAAGAUCCAGAGGAAGUAGAGAAGGAAAACAAAGAAAACAGAGACGGUGACAAGGUCGGUGAUGACGAGCACGACGUGGUAAAGGGUGAAAGUGAAGGACAAGCUGCUGAGCAAAGUUCCGCUGAUCAAAACGAUGAAAACAUCAACGUCGACGUUGAUCCUUCUGUCACUGCUGUGGCCAGAGCUGCUCAGCAUGCUAGUCAAAGACGUGAAGCUGGAGAUGAGGAUGAAGAUGAGGAUGAAGAGGAAGAAGAAGAUGAGGAUGAUCACGUGGACAUCGACGAUGUCGACAAGGACCCAGAUGCUGUCAUUGAUGAGGACGACGACGAAGAAGACGAGGAUCAAGCCCAGCGUCGUCGUGGUAAGAAGAACAUCGAGGGAACCGGCGAAUCUAACGAUUCGGAGCGUGCUACGAAAAUUGGAGAAUCCGGAUCAUCAAACGAAACUGCCGGUGCGGAUGGUAGCGGUGACCGUGAAGACGGAUCACAACCGGAUGGUACCGAACACGACGAUGAAGAGAACGGUGGUGCUGGCGCCGGAGGCGCAGCACCACGCAGAGGCAGAAAGCCAGGCACAGAGACCGGAUCCACAGCCUGGAAACAACAACGCAAAGAAUCUCACAAGGAAGUGGAAAGAAGACGUCGUCAAAACAUCAACACUGCCAUUGAAAAACUAAGCGAUUUGUUGCCAGUGAAGGAAACAAGCAAGGCCGCAAUCUUGUCACGUGCCGCAGAGUAUAUCCAAAAGAUGAAGGAAACAGAAACAGCAAACAUCGAAAAAUGGACUCUACAAAAGCUAUUGGGAGAACAACAAGUUUCAUCGUUAACCAGUGCCAACGACAAGUUGGAGCAAGAACUAUCGAAGGCCUACAAGAACCUCGAAGAGCUAAAAAAGAAAUUGAAAGAGGCUGGUAUCGAAGAUCCAACCGAAGAAGAGUGA
Kluyveromyces lactis is the source of this 1080-nucleotide messenger RNA. RefSeq names its product Cbf1p (gene CBF1). Lineage: Eukaryota; Fungi; Ascomycota; Saccharomycetes; Saccharomycetales; Saccharomycetaceae. Gene Ontology annotation, cellular component: nucleus. Bases 1 to 1080 code for a protein of 359 amino acids. Gene Ontology annotation, molecular function: DNA-binding transcription factor activity; protein dimerization activity. The transcript has a single exon. The record is from RefSeq and is a predicted model, not a curated record.